Messenger RNA from Procambarus clarkii (red swamp crayfish), 2941 nucleotides. Its product is annotated as E3 ubiquitin-protein ligase rfwd3.L. Gene Ontology annotation, cellular component: nucleus. The record is from RefSeq and is a predicted model, not a curated record. Gene Ontology annotation, biological process: interstrand cross-link repair; protein ubiquitination. NCBI's taxonomy places the organism in Eukaryota, Metazoa, Arthropoda, Malacostraca, Decapoda, Cambaridae. Gene Ontology annotation, molecular function: ubiquitin-protein transferase activity; protein binding.
UGUUACCGACGUAUGAUUGUAAACAUUGUUGAACGCGGGAAGGAGCUGCUGCAGGAAUUUUUUUUAGGAAAGAUGAAGACUAUAAUUUAAUGAGUAGAUGAAAUUUCUCCUCGUGUGGGGUUCAUUGAGACCCAUCGACGUGGACGUCUUGUGGACUUGACACUUGCCAAUAAAAGACAGCAAGUUUGAAUGUUUAGAAGUGCUUGUUAUUUCUCAAUUUGUCAGAAUGCUAUAUUUAAUUUUUUGUUUUGUUUUUAAAGUUGUUUAAAAUAGUAAUAAUAUUGGACAGAAAUUUAAACUUUAGAUAAUGCUUGAUCAGAAAAAGAAGAAUACUAUACUUGGAAGUUUAAGAGAUGUGAAGUGUGGUUAUCUCCAGAUAAGGAGGAACUUCUUCAUAAUAUGGAAGCUGCGGCAUAAUACUAUGACACCUAUUCGAUGCUGAUGACCAGACAGGACCCUUGAUGCUUGACAAUGAGUAACGAAGAAAGCUACCAUUUGUCAGAUACGGAAGCAAUGGAUGAUGUGGCUUACGACUCGGAUGUCACGGACAUGUCUGCAGAUGAUGAUGAUGCUGAUGGCAAUGAUGUUGGUCGUUCUCGUAGAAACGAAGCUAUGGUGCAGGAAGAUGAUGGAAGUAGAAGUCCCAUAAUUGGGGAAAGAAGAUCACAAGAAAGUCAAAGAAUACAUACCAUAAGAACUGAAGAAAGGCAAGGGGUGAUACAAGAGGUUGAUGUAGAGGUCAUUGAGGAGACAGAUGAGCAUGAGCCAGAUGAACCCAAUAUGAGUUUCGAGCACCAGCCUCAACAUCCAUCUGAGCAGUGGAUAGAGCGGGCAGAAGAUCCAUCAGAUGCAGGGCCAGCUCACUCUCGUCACUUACCAGAUGCCUUGCCUGUGUCUCGGUUGCCACAUCCUGCACCAGAGCAACAGUCUUCGGGUUUACUUGAAGCUUCAAAUCGGGAGUCAUCCAGUACCUCUGCUGCUGUGGUGGAACAACCACUGGCUCCCUCUAUAGUCAGUGAACCAAACAUUCAGGCAGGGCCAUCUUGUAAUAUCACUCCACAGAAGGCAAAUCCAGUUUGUGCAUCAGUACCAGGUUCACCAGAGUCAGAAGAUGAAGGUCAGAUCUGUUCAAUAUGUUUUGAACCCUGGGGCAAUUCAGGAGAUCAUCGAUUAUCAUCCCUCAAGUGUGGACACUUAUUUGGACAUGCAUGUAUUAUCCGUUGGCUAAAGGGUCAAAAAGGCAAGUGUCCUCAGUGUAAUGCAAAGGCCACAAAAAAAGAGAUUAGAGUACUGUAUGCCAAGUCUCUCAAAGUGCUAGACACCUCAGAAAGAGAUAAGAUUCUGAAGGACUUGGAACGGGAGAAGGAGGCAAAGAGGAAGUUGGAGCUUGAACAUGCUCAAACUAAGCUCAAGUAUGAACUUAAGGCACAACUUGUUGUAAAGCUUCAAGAAGAGUUAAAAAUACUAAGGAAUGCUACAGCAGGUACUAGUGGUUCACAUGGAGUUAACUUCUCCCAGAAUGUUGGAAGUAGUAGUCAAAGGAAGGCAAAAUUGAUAAUGCAUUCUGGUGUUGACAUAGCUAAGGAUGGUGGAUGUAGAGUGAUGGCUUACAAUGAAUGGCUCAAUAUGCUGGUGGUAUCCAUGCCAAGCCAGGUCACAAUGUUUCCUGGAUAUGGUGUGAGGAAAGUGAAUAUGUUAGAUCUGAAGCCUGAGAGAUAUGUACACAUUCAUCAGAAGCAGAUCAGAGAUUUGGCUUUUAAUCCAGCCAAAAAUGACUUGCUGCUUUCUGUUGCAAUGGAUAAAAUGGUAAAAUUAACAAAUAUUUGCAGCAAUGCCCCUGUUGCAUCAUUUAUGGCAGAAGCUCCAUUAUGGAGUUGCUGCUGGAAUGCUGAUGAAGCCAAUAAGUUUUUUGUUGGUACAGCAACAGGUUCUGUAGUGGAGUAUGAUACUCGCAACACAACGGGUCCAAUUCAAACUAUAAAAGUAGCUGGCUCUGGACCUGUAGUAUCUAUGUGUUAUGUACCAUAUAAUGCAGAUGCAAAUUUCAGAACUGGAGGACUGCUUGUGGCAAGACUUCAGUCAUGCUCCUUUGUGGAAGUGAAUGAAGGAGGAGUUAAAGACCACGCAUUGCCGCUUGAAGGUCCAUUUACCUGUGUGUCACUGGAGAAGUCCACUCGGCACAUUUUAGUGUCGUGUCGUCCUAGCCAAAAGUACCCUCAUGCAAGGCACAUAAUUUGCGAACUCCAAAGUGUUGAUAUUAGUUCUGAUUUAGCAGAGUUGAAUCAAGUUGUUACUGCAAAUACAAUCCACAUUUUCCAAGGUGGGACAACCCAAAAAGUUCUUUCCCGCUCAUGUGCUUUUGUUAAUCCAGUUCAGGAGGGAAACCUCGUGGCAUGUGCUAGUGAUGAGUCUACUCGGAGCACGUGUCUGUGGGACUUGUCGUCUACAUCUUGUUUACAGCAGCUCCGAGGUCCAGACACGGUAAUAGACAUUCUUCCAGUGAGGAGUAAUCAAAAUGAGUAUUUAACCUUGUUAACAGAUAAAUCUGUAAAAUUUUAUAGGUGGAUUGAUAUUUUAUAAUGCUUAAGUAGACUUUGCUAUUCAAGCAUUUCCUGUCGAGCUUAUGUCACACCUUUUGAAUGCUGUUAAUUCAGUAAUUGUGAAAUAUUUAUACAGUAUAUAAAAACUGUUUAUUUCAUCUGAACGACCAACUUUAACAAUUAUGUAACCCACUUGUCUAUAAAAUGCUGUGUAGCAUUUAAGAAGUAUUUAUCAUAAUACAUUAUGCAGUACUAUGCAAAAGUAGAUUUUCAGCUUAUGUUGAGAGUUUAUUAAAUGUAAAUAUAUAAAUAGUCUAAUAAAGUAAAAUGUACUUUUUAUCAGAUGGCAUACUUCCUCUAAACUUUUUUGUAAUUUUAAUAUAAUAAAUUAAAAAAAUAAA